GCACAGGCGCACUGUUCACUGUCAAACACGGCUGUAAACAGAGGAGACUUCAUGCUGGAGUCAUCUCCGAGACAACAUCUAUUUAUCUCCACGGAAACAUCAGAGUAUAGAGGCUUCAGGAGGUUUUACGCACAGCGCCAGCGCGUCUGGUGACUUGUGAUUACUUUGACGGAACAGUUGUGUGAGAAUCUCGGCUAUUUUUCUGAAGGACUUGUUGACUUCAUGAUGUGGGGGAUCCCGAGGACGCGCUAUGCGGACUGUAACGGCUCUGAGGAGAGUGAGGAAACGGAGAUUGUCGUGAACAUCGGUGGGGUGAAACAGGUGCUGUACGGCGACGUGUUGAAUCGCUACCCGGACACCCGGCUGGCUGAGCUGGUGGAUUGUUCAAACAAGUCUAAUGAAGAAAUAUCGUCUUUUUGUGAUGACUACGACCCUGACACAGGAGAGUUUUAUUUUGACAGAGACCCUGAAGCCUUUAAGUGUAUUAUUGAACUGUAUUAUUAUGGAGAGAUUCACAUGAAGAGAGGCAUCUGUCCUAUUUGUUUCAUGAAGGAGAUGGAGUUCUGGAAAAUCGGUUCAGAUUUUUUGGAUGAAUGCUGCAAAUGCCAGCUGCAAGAGGUAGAAGAUGAACUUGCGGAGAUUGCGGAGAAAGUGAGAACUAUCCUGGUGGACAGAGAGGGAGAUCCGUCAGCAGGAGGCUGGCAGCGCUUCCAGAUGUGCCUGUGGAGGAUGAUGGAGAAGCCGGACUCCUCUCUCCCUGCACACAUCAUCGCUAUAGUCUCCUUUAUCUUCAUCCUCGUCUCCUCCGUGGUGAUGUGCGUGGGGACCAUCCCCGACCUGCAGGUGGAGGACUCAGAGGGUCACCUCACUGAGCACCCAACUCUGGAGGUCAUCGAGACGGUGUGCAUCGGCUGGUUCACCAUCGAAUACCUCCUGCGACUUAUCUCCUCUCCGAAUAAAAUAAAAUUCGUCCUUGCUUUCAUGAACAUCAUCGACUUCAUGGCCAUAAUGCCCUUCUUCGUGGUGCUAAUUUUGAUCUCCUUCGGCGCAGGAGUGAUGGAGCUGGCUAACGUUCAGCAGGCAGUGCAGGCUUUACGCAUAAUGCGCAUUGCGCGCAUUUUCAAGCUGGCACGACACUCCUCCGGACUCCAGACCCUCACAUCUGCGCUGAAGAGUAGCUUCAAAGAACUCGGGCUGCUCCUCAUGUACAUGGGCGUUGGGGUGUUUCUUUUCUCCGCCCUGGGCUAUACAAUGGAGCAGAACCAUCCGGAAACUUUGUUUACCAGUAUCCCUCAGUCGUUCUGGUGGGCUGUGAUCACCAUGACCACCGUGGGCUAUGGAGACGUGUACCCCAAGACCACUUUAGGGCGCUGCAACGCGGCCAUCAGCUUUCUGUGCGGGGUGAUCGCUAUCGCUCUACCUAUUCACCCCAUCAUCAACAAUUUCGUGCUGUUUUAUAACAAGCAACAGGUGCUGGAGACCGCAGCCAAACAUGAGAUCGAGCUGAUGGCUCUGCGCUCCGGCGCAGCCGAGCUGGAAGAUGCACCCAGAGUGCAUAAACAUGUUUGCGGCGCCGGGGUUUGGGACAACACCAUGCGCUCCUGUCACAGCGACACAUACAUCCCCUUACUGAAGGAUCCCAGGGGAGGGGCGGGAGUCCAGACCCCCAGCCUGGACACGAGCUUUGAGAGCACAGCCUAGGCCACAGAAUAAUGAAUCUGAGGGACAAACAAGACCCUUAAAAAGAGAAAUAACAAAACAUCCAAAUUCGGGUUAACGACACCAUGAUGGGGAUAUGCCUGUAAAUAGCCGAAAUAGAGGAACAACAGGACAGCAGUAAUGCUUACUGGGACCUUAAAAGCGUGUGAAGUAUGGCGCCCAUUAACGGGACAUAUGUGUGAGAUAUUGACUUGAUGAGCUGUGCUUUUGCGCAGGGACUCCCCACAGACAGAGGGGCUCUGUUUGAAAAGCCAAUACACUGAUUGUCUGUCCCCCCCCCCCCCCCCCCCAUAUAGGCUUCUUAUGUAACACCCCCCAUCCCCAAUCCUCACACUCACUGUAGACUGCACUGUAGCUUAAUUCCUCCGUACAGAUCUAUGUAUCACAAUGAAUGUUUGUUUUUUUAAAUAAAGAAUGGCAGCUGC
Labrus mixtus (cuckoo wrasse) is the source of this 2144-nucleotide messenger RNA. RefSeq names its product potassium voltage-gated channel subfamily F member 1-like. Gene Ontology annotation, molecular function: protein binding; voltage-gated potassium channel activity. The coding region runs from base 223 to 1701 and encodes 492 amino acids. Gene Ontology annotation, cellular component: voltage-gated potassium channel complex; membrane. Gene Ontology annotation, biological process: protein homooligomerization; potassium ion transmembrane transport. NCBI's taxonomy places the organism in Eukaryota, Metazoa, Chordata, Actinopteri, Labriformes, Labridae. The transcript has a single exon. The record is from RefSeq and is a predicted model, not a curated record.